Syngnathus typhle (broad-nosed pipefish) is the source of this 5270-nucleotide messenger RNA. RefSeq names its product ArfGAP with RhoGAP domain, ankyrin repeat and PH domain 3 (gene arap3). The coding region runs from base 234 to 5063 and encodes 1609 amino acids. The record is from RefSeq and is a predicted model, not a curated record. Gene Ontology annotation, molecular function: protein binding; phosphatidylinositol-3,4,5-trisphosphate binding; GTPase activator activity. Gene Ontology annotation, biological process: positive regulation of GTPase activity; signal transduction. The transcript is spliced from 34 exons. NCBI's taxonomy places the organism in Eukaryota, Metazoa, Chordata, Actinopteri, Syngnathiformes, Syngnathidae.
CCUUGACACUGUGAACGUCGGGCGUGUUGAACGUCUGCAAUCCAACAGAACUCGCGCAACUCUCACAAGUCUCAGCACAGAGUGGAUGUGGGUUUGCUUACGGUCCCGGACUGCGUGCGGAUUUUGUCAGCCCAACCGAACCGAACCGGGGAGGAAAAGGAACCGGAGCACGAGUCAAGUCUGUUACCGAUGGGCCGCUGUGACCGGUGAUGGCCGCGUGAUGGCGUCAGGAGAUGGCGCUGGCGAUGGUGGUCAUGGCGACGCUAGAUGCUAACACGGCGGUGGAAACGCUUCUGGCCGCCAUCCAUUUGGAGAGGUACCACGCCUCCUUCCAGAGAGCCGGGCUCCUAUUGGCCGCCGAUGUGGCCCACUUGGAUCACGACGCGCUGGUCAGCCUGGGAAUCACGGCCACCGGACAUCGCAAACGGAUCCUGAGACUUCUAUCGCAAGUCCAGAGGCGGUUAGCUCAGGGAGCCAAUCAGAGAGCGGCGCCUGAGCGACACCAUUCCGCGACGGACCUGCCCUCGUCUUCUCCGCCCCCAUCGUCGCACACGACCUACGGCUUGGAAGCGUUUAGGAACUACUCAGCUCCGGAUCUGUCCGCCAUGCUGAAGCCGGUGCCCAAACCCAGAACGGUUUUUAACCGGAGGCGCACUGCGCCGGUUCACUUUCACCCCCCUGCGCCUGACGUCGUCCUGUCGCCGCACAGGAGACUCUCCCAAGAGUCCGUCUGCUUUCCGCUUUUAGACGGCAUCAACUCACCUUUGUCCGAGUCGACGCCCGUCGGCAGAUCGGGCGUUUCCCUGCCGCCCGUUCCCCCGAGGGUCGUCCGUCCGGUUCCGCCCCCGUUGCCCUCUCCUCCCACACAAGCGCACGACAACCGACCGCGCCCCGCUUCCUCUUCACCUACGUCUCUUGGUUGCCAUGACGAUGGCAGGACGUCCUUAUCCUCGCGGUGGUCCGGCUCGAGCAGGAUGGAGAUGAUCUCCAAUGACAUCUACUGGGGCACCGUGGGGUCUGCCCCUCCGACGCCGCCUCGACACGCAGCUGACAAGAACCGUAGGGAGCAGAGAAACAGUGGCGGCACUUCAAGCAACAACUCGUCAGAAUCGGUCCGAGACGACCCUGUCGACCUUGACGACGUCAUCAGUCCCUACUGUGAAACUCUUUUCCAAAGAGGCGGAGUCAACACGUUUGGCAGCGAAAUCGACAUCAGACGAGACGGCGAAAGCAGGAGGCGGGAGGGGGAAUUUGCCGAGCACCAUGGGUGCGCCCCAGACGGCGACGAGGACCAGACCAUCUCGCCGUACGCCAGCUACACCUCCCUCAGCGACAGGGCCGCCACGCCCGUCAUCAGUGGAUGGCUGGACAAGCUGUCGCCGCAGGGGAACUACGUUUUCCAGAAGCGCUUCGUCAAGUUUGACGGCAAAAAUCUCAUGUAUUUUGGAAACGAGAAGGACGCGUACCCCAAAGGAGUUGUCCCGUUGGCUGCCAUCCAGAUGGCCCGCCCCUCCAAAGACAACAAAUUUGAAAUUGUGACAAGUCAGCGGAUUUUUGUUUUUAAGGCCGAUAACGAAGUGCUGAGGCGCCGUUGGGUGUCCACGCUGCAGGACCACGUCCGAGACCAGCUGGUAUUCGGGCGGCGCUGGUUGGGUCCCGGUCCCCACUGUCAGAAACACGGCUUCCUGGAGCUGAAAGGAACCAAGUCGAAAGUUUACGUCGCUCUCAACACAGAGCAGAUUUGGCUCCACAAAAGCCAGCAGUGUUUUCGUACCGGGAUCGGCAUCACGGUGAUCGAGGCCCGCGGCGCCACGAUCCGAGAUGGGAAAAACAAGAGUUUCGACCUCAUCACUCCCUACAGAACUUUCAGCUUCACGGCCGACUCGGACCGGGAGAAGCGGGACUGGAUGGAGGCGCUGCAGGAGGCCAUCGCCGAGACCCUGUCGGAUUACGAGGUGGCGGAGAAGAUCUGGUCCAACCGCUCCAACCGCACGUGUGCCGAUUGCCAGGCCGUCAACCCCGACUGGGCUUCCAUCAACUUGUGUGUGGUCAUCUGCAAGAAUUGUGCCGGUCAGCACAGAGGUUUGGGCACCAUGGUUUCCAAAGUCCAGAGUCUGAAACUGGACACCAGCGUGUGGAGCAACCAGAUUGUGCAACUCUUCAUCAUGCUGGGUAACGAUCGCGCCAACGAGUUCUGGGCCGCCCACUUGUCCCAGUCCGACGAGCUGGACUGCGACGCGUCGCCGAGUCAGCGGCGAGAUUUCAUCGGUCAGAAGUACCGGGAAGGACGCUUCCGACUGGCCCAUCCCGCUUUCAGCAGCCAGGAACAGCUGCUCAAGGUUCUGUGUUCGGCGGUCUCUGAGCACACACUCCUCAAAACUGUCACUCAUAUCUUCUCUGAGGCCCGAUCCAUUUACCUGACAGCCACAGCACACGGACAGCAACCAACAAGAGAUCUACCUGAUCACUACCCCGCAUCGGGUCAGACUUGUCCUACUACUAAUACUACUACAAUGCAGUGUUGUAGAACAGAGAUGGCCAAUAGAACUUCCUAUGGUCUGGUCCCAGAUCCAGGCGUCUACGACGAGAUCAUGAAGACCAUCCUUCAUUCGGGCUACCUUUUCAAAUCCAAUUGCACCAGCAGAGGGACGCUGUCUCGCCGUUCUCGAGAAGACUUUCAGAAGUUCUGGUGCUCGGUGGAUCAGUCGCUGUUCCUGUACCAGACGUCGCGAUCGGCAGAGCCGUGCGUGGAGUUCAACCUGAAGGACGUCGUGUGUUUGGGAGUGGGCCGACCCGACUCGUCCAACAGCAGCAACAACAACAACGGCUUUGUGGACAGGUUCCGGUACACCUUUGAGUUAUAUUUAACCUCGGACAAAGUCCAUCAGUUUGGUGUGGAGACGGCCGAGGUUCUGCACACCUGGACCAGUGCCAUCGGGAAGGCCGCGACGCCGCUCAGCUGUCACUGCCUGCUGACCCGGGAGUUUGAACGCAUCGGACGCUUGCAGUACCGAGCCAUGUUGGACCCUCAGCAGUGGAAGGAGGCCUACUUUGUCCUGCAGAAGUCCAACCUCUUCAUCUGUCCGCAAAACGACGGCGCCGCAGAAGACAUCAUCAACCUCAAGCGUCUCCAGGAGCUGAGUGUCGCUUCGGAAGGCCAGAGCCACGAGAAGAAAGAAAUUCUGGUUUUGGUGGAGAAGGGCAGGACGUUCCACUUGCGGGGCGUGGGCCGCACCGACUUCAGCUUGUGGUAUUCGGACAUCCAGCGGGCCGGCGGCGGGAAAGGAAACGCUCUGCGAGAGCAGCAGCUGAGCAGGAACGACAUCCCCAUAAUUGUGGACAGCUGCAUCGCCUUCAUCACGCAGUACGGUCUGAGCCACGAAGGGAUCUACCGCAAGAACGGAGCCAAGUCCAGGAUCAAACUGCUCAUGGAGCAGUUCCGGAAAGAUGCUCGCAACGUGAAACUGCGCAUCGGAGACCACUUUAUCGAGGACGUGACCGACGUCCUCAAGCGCUUCUUCAGGGAGAUCGACGACCCCGUCUUCAUGGCCGACCUCCACCCGCUGUGGCAGGAAGCCGCCAAAACCCAGUUGAAGGUUUCCAGGUUAGAGCGCUACAAGGAGAUCAUCCGGACCCUUCCACGGGUCAACCGGAUGACCCUGGCUGCCCUGGUGAGCCACCUCUAUAGGGUCCAGAAAUGCGCCGACCUGAACCAGAUGUGCACCAAGAACCUGUCGCUGCUCUUUGCUCCCAGCCUCUUCCAAACGGACGGCAAAGGAGAGCACGAAGUGAAGAUCAUGGAAGAUCUCAUUGACAACUACUUGUAUGUUUUUGACAUCGAUGAAGAGCACCAGAAUCAGAUGGAGUUGGAGAUCAGUCUCAUCACUUCCUGGAAGGACACUCAAUUGUCUCAGGCGGGAGAUCUGAUCAUCGAGGUCUACCUGGAGACGAAGAUGCCCGACAGCUGCAUCACCCUUAAAGUGUCGCCCAGCAUGUGUGCAGAGGAGCUGACCAAUCAGGUUCUCUAUAUGAGGAACGUCCCACCUGGUGACAAAGAUGUCUGGAUGACAUUUGAGGUUAUCGAGGAUGGAGAGCUGGAGCGUCCGUUGCAUCCCAAAGAGAAAGUUCUGGAGCAGGCGCUGCAGUGGUGCAAGAUGGACGACCCCAGCUCCGCCUAUUUUGUGGCGAAGAGGGUCCCGAAACGGGACGGCAUCGACAUCCUCACCUCCUACAAGAGCGACCUGACGAAGGUCGGCGUGCUGAGGUGUCGCGAGGAGACCCCCAAACUGCUUCAGGGAAACAAAUUCCAGGAGAGAAGCUUCCAGAUCAAGAACAACAAACUACUGUUGCUCAAAGACAAGAAGAGCUUCAAAGCGGAGAAGGAGUGGCCGCUGAAGACCAUGAAGGUCUACAUGGGGGUCCGCAGGAAACUCAAAGCGCCAACAAGAUGGGGCUUCACCGUGAUGUCACACAAAAAUCAACUGUUCCUUUGUUGCCAGAGUGAGGCCGACUUGUGGGACUGGGUGGGCAGCUUCCUCAAAGCUCAGAACGACGAGCCGGGCCCUCCCGUCCUGCGCCGCCACUCUUCGUCCGACAUCGCCAAGCAGAAGUUCGGCACGAUGCCGCUGGUGCCCAUUCGAGGAGAUGACAGCAACCAUGGCAUGCUCUCGGCCAAUCAGACACUAAGGAAACUUCACGACCGCAGGACGCUCUCCAUGUACUUUCCCAUGAAGGUCCAGCAGGACAGCGCCGAGGAGCGUUCUGAUUCGCCGGAGCCGCUCUACGAGGAGGUGGGCGACUUUGGGCUGCAGGUGCUCAAAUCCCUGGAAAACAGCUUCCUGUCCAGCGGCGACGGCCACAAGCAGGAGCCCCGGGACACGCCGGAGGUCCGGCCGCUUCCGGCCCCUCGCGGAGUCGCCGACGCGCAAACGGCGUCUUGCCCGCAGGCCGGCUGCACGCCGUCUCAAGAGCUCCUGCUGCAGGAAAUGACGUCGGCGUUCGCGAGGAACGCCGACCAAAAUGAAGGGGAGGAGCAACGAGAGGAGGAGCUCAGAGUCAUUUGACUGACACCAGAAACAUAUCAACGGCUGUGAUGGCAGAAGGUGGCCAGCAGAGGGCAUUGCUGCACUCUUAAUGUACACGACCUGUGGAAUGUGAGGCACACACACACACACACUCAUCAUGGGGACUGUUUUGGAUGAAGGCAACAUUGUCUGUCAGAAGUUGACACUUCAUAAAUUGCAUAAUAAAUGUUGCGGCUGUCGAACUCA